This is a messenger RNA of Salarias fasciatus (jewelled blenny), 2306 nucleotides long. RefSeq names its product somatomedin-B and thrombospondin type-1 domain-containing protein. Bases 248 to 1048 code for a protein of 266 amino acids. The record is from RefSeq and is a predicted model, not a curated record. NCBI's taxonomy places the organism in Eukaryota, Metazoa, Chordata, Actinopteri, Blenniiformes, Blenniidae. The transcript has 5 exons.
UAGAGGAGCGCUUGUGCGCACAAGACUCCACUUUUACGCGUCAGUUGUUCUUGUAUCAGGUGUCACAAACAGAAGUUACCUCGUUUUCUUUUGAACAAGACAAUGUUGCGCUUAGAUUUUAAAUAGAAAUACGCGAGCUACCUUUUUCCCUUUAUUUUUCUUCUUUUGACUGUUUUCCACAGAUUAUUUCGCCAUCUGAAGAAAAAGCGGAGUCCAACGUGUGCGUGGAGCAAGUGUUUUCAGAAAAAUGUCCGUCAUGGGGGCGCAUGGAUGGAGCUCGGCGCGUCUCGGUUUUGUCGUCUGCGGCUAUUUGGCGUUUUUCUGCGGGCAGUUUGUCCCGCAGGCUGAAGCGGGGUGCAGGGAGAGAGAGAGCCCGAACUGCUGCACCGGCAGGAAUAACGAGUGUUUCGAAUACACCAAGAGGAAAACCAUGUGCUACUGCGAUACCUACUGUCAGAAAACCAGGGACUGCUGCGAGGACUACCAGCGCGUGUGCCAAAUAUCUGCAGCCAUUGACUGUGUGGUGGGGUCUUGGGGUCCCUGGUCGCCAUGUACGUCUCCAUGCGGGGUCGGCAGCACAGAGAGGAGUCGCCAAGUAUCCGUUCCCCCUAGAAACGGCGGCGCGCCCUGUCCUGAUCUCAAACAGCGUCGCGGUUGCUUUGGUAACAAUGCUAUUUGCAGUACAGCGAAAGAGGUGGCAAAGAUCCUGCCCGAUUCUUUCAAGAGGAAUUUCAAGGACCCUUGGAGGCGACCACACAUGCUGAUGAAGGAGGAGAAGGCCAGUUACUGCGUGUACCUGCGGGUGAAGCAGGCCAGCACAGCGUGUAAACUCAAACUGUGGAGCGCUCACCUGGUGAGAGAGAGGCUGGUCUGUGCCGAGUGUCAGAGUGCCGCCAUGUCGAAGACGGAUCGCUGCGGAGGCGACGGACUCGAGACCACCAGAACGUUCUGGGCAGCGGCGUCGGUCCCUGGCUGUCACGGCUCCUGGGUGCGGGAGUCGUCCUCCGAGCGCUGCCGGUGUCCUCCCUACUCUGUGCUCUUCGUGUGAGCCGACAUGCGACCCUCGCUCCUGCCCAGAAACAAGACUUCCCCCCCUCACAUCCUCUUGCUAGAUGUGGAGAGACCUGCCAGCCAUCCAGACCCUCCGAUCCAGAAUGCUGGAUGGGUAACUCAAGGAGAUCAGCAGCAUCCGGCCACGUUUCCCUCUCACCUCACACUCUGCACUGUACACCCUCUUCCUGAGCACGCAGAAACCCUUGCAUUUCACUUCAGAUUUUUACAGCCACGUAACUUUCUCCUCCAAAGCACAGCAGCAUCUGUAUGCCUUUUUACCUCCGAAUCUUUGCUAUCUACCUCCAUCAAUGCAAGUGCAUUUGCUAAUGCAUAAUAUAUAAAUAUAUAAAUAUAUUAUUUUUGCUUUAUACAUUUUCUACUUAUGAUUGUCUAUGUGUAAUGUAUAUGUAUCGUUAUUGCUACAUUUAUUUGCAUCAAACACAAGCUUCUGAACACCCAGUUUGAGCUCCAAUCCAAAAGGACCGAAGGUUGGAAAUGCUCAGAAUUGAUUUGUCCAAGUUGUAUCCACUCCCAAAAACCUUUAGUCAUGUCCUGAACUUUUCUCCCCAAACGAUAUUUCUUUUCAGUAAAAGUAACUCCACCAGCCAGAGUAAGUAAAUAUCAGGAAAUGAUUCUCAGGUCUUAAGAUUUGUGUCUUUGUGUUUCCACGACCGUUCCCCCUUCAUGUUAGCCUCUUCUGAUGUUUUUAUUUUAGCAGUAUCACUCGUUUAGAUGUAAAAUUGUAAGAGAGGAAACAGAGCCAUAUAAGAGAUUUUCAGCUUGGUUCUCUCUGUCCUCUGAGUCUGAGACUGAAAGAAGAAAGCUACGUGACCCUCCCUGUCGGCUCCGCUCAGAGGGGAGUUUUAUCAGCAGACCAUCAUCCAAUAUAAAUAUCACACGCAGCCAACUUACUCCUAUCUUAUUAAUUAACAGAAACUCCCCACAGCUCCACUUCCUUUCGUUCUCUGUUCCUGUAGCCCCAGCUGACUCCAUGUUUUCUUGAAGUAAGAUCACAGAUUAACCACAGCGGUGCCUUCCGAAACCCAAAAGGAGGAAUUGACUGAAUGGCACAUUUCACACACUUUUUUUUAUUCUUACCACUGUGCAGUCCCAGUGAGGGGCGGUUACUUCUUCUCUCCCGUGUCUGUGUUUGUGUGUUUAUUUAUUAUAAAAACUGGUGAUGACUUUAUUAGUGCAACACAGCGUAAUCUGUACCUUGUCCAUUAGAGCAAAUAAACUACUAUACCAUCGGC